Molecule: messenger RNA, 591 nt
Organism: Capsicum annuum
Lineage: Eukaryota; Viridiplantae; Streptophyta; Magnoliopsida; Solanales; Solanaceae
Product: ankyrin repeat-containing protein At5g02620-like
Exons: 2
Coding region: 1-591 (196 amino acids)
Molecular function (GO): protein binding
Source: RefSeq, a predicted model, not a curated record
AUGGGCAACACAAUCUUACACGUUGCAGCCCAUUAUGGCCACUCCAAUUUCGUGGCAGAAGUCCUUAAGAUUACUCCGGCAUUGUUAUGCAAUCAGAAUAGGAAGAACGAGACUGUGCUACACAUAGAAGCUAAUGAAGGUCACAUCGAAGUAGUCCAUUUGCUAUUUAGUAUAGAGGAUCAUUAUAAGGAGAAGCUCAUGAGGAUGACAGAUGAGAAUGGAGCUCCAACCCUGCACAAGGCCGUGAGGAGCCGACAUGAAGAUGUAGCCAGUUUCUUGGUGAAAGAAGAUCCUGAAUUUGAAUUUCCAUCCAACAAGGAGAAGGAGACACCAAUGUAUCUAGCAGCUAAGUCUAGUCUUCGUGAAGCUUUGGUUGAAAUCUUGAACUCCUGCAAGAAACCAACUUCUUCUACAGAUCCAUUAAAUCGAACACCUCUGCAUGCAGCAGUAAUUCAGGAACACACGACCAUAUUAUACAGUCAAGAAAGUGUGGUAAAUUUCUUAUUGAAGCCAAAGCGGGAUAAGCUUAUCAAGGAUCCAGACAAUGAUGGCAACACUCCUCUCCAUUUUCUUGCUUCCUCUAAUUUCUAG